This is a messenger RNA of Protopolystoma xenopodis, 216 nucleotides long. Lineage: Eukaryota; Metazoa; Platyhelminthes; Monogenea; Polystomatidea; Polystomatidae. The record is from the annotation of a GenBank genome assembly.
AUGUCCACGGUUCAUCCUCGUCCACCUGUCGACGUGGGCCCUGGGUGGCUAUAUGGGGAGAUCGAAGGAAGAUUAGGCCUCCUUCCAGAAACAUAUGUGAAGCCUGUCGGUGAAUCUGCACAUUCAGCUCAUACACGACCAAAUGUCACGAUUGAUCCGUUUGACCCAUUCGGUGUGCAUAAGAAUCAAAAGCCCUCUUCUGGAAUCAUUAUUUAA